AUGCUGCACGCUGUUUGGUCUACAUGUUGGUCUGCAGAAACAUCAGGCUCGCCCCUCCUAAUCGGUGCUUCUAAGGAGGAACUAUUAGUUGUAACCUUGCUAGCUGGCUGUUCGGCGCACACGAUACCUAAGACCUCUACCACAAGCAUGCACAUCAGCACUAUCCUCCUCCCGCUCCUCCUAACCUUCACUCUCGCCCUCCCCACGGACCUUGCCCCCCGCCAGGAGGACGUCUCCUGCACCUGCCAGCCACAGUUCGAAGCUGGUGACUACUGCGGUACCUGCGCCGGCUCCCGGGGCUUUAUCGUCUACGAGCUCGGUGACUGGAACCGCCAGACGACGCUGUUCCAUUGCACCGGUGACGGUAGCGGCGGUUGCUACGGCAUCGGGUACCAGGAGAGCUGCAAUGUAACGUAUACGCCGUGUGGGCCUAACUUCCCGUAG
Morchella importuna is the source of this 444-nucleotide messenger RNA. RefSeq lists its product as uncharacterized. The transcript is spliced from 3 exons. Lineage: Eukaryota; Fungi; Ascomycota; Pezizomycetes; Pezizales; Morchellaceae. The record is from RefSeq and is a predicted model, not a curated record. The coding region runs from base 1 to 444 and encodes 147 amino acids.